Messenger RNA from Closterium sp. NIES-65, 1677 nucleotides. Lineage: Eukaryota; Viridiplantae; Streptophyta; Zygnematophyceae; Desmidiales; Closteriaceae. The record is from the annotation of a GenBank genome assembly.
AUGGGAACUUCGAGUGCAAAUGACAUGGACGUGGUCGUGGACGUGGACGUGGACGUGGACAUGGACAUGGACAUGGACGUGGACAUGGACGUGGACAUGGACAUGGACGUGGACGUGGACAUGGAGGUGGACAUGGACGUAGACGUGGACCUGGACGUGGACGUGGACGUGGACGUGGACGUGGUCGUGGACGUGGACGUGGACGUGGACAUGGACAUGGACGGGGACGUGGACGUGGACGUGGACGCGGACGUGGACGCGGACCUGGACGUGGACGUGGACGUGGCCCUGGACGCGGACAUGGACGUGGACAUGGACGUAGACGCGGACGUGGACGAGGACGCGGACGUGGACGUGGACGUGGUCGUGGACGCGGACGUGGACGUGGACGACUUGGACGUGGACAUGGACGUGGACGUGGACGUGGACAUGGACGUGGAUAUGGACGUGGAUGUGGACGUGGAUAUGGACGUGGACGUGGACAUGGACGUGGACGUGGACGUGGACAUGGACGUGGAUGUGGACGUCGACGUCGACACGGACGUGGACGUGGACGUGGACAUGGAGGUGGACGUGGACGUCGACGUGGACGUGGACAUGGAGGUGGACAUGGACGUGGACGUCGACGUGGACGUGGACGUGGACGUGGACGUGGACGUGGACGUGGACGUGGACGUGGAGGUGGACGUGGACGUGGACGUGACGUGGACGUGGACGUGGACGUGGACGUGGGCGUGGACGUGGACGUGGACGCGGACGCGGACGUGGACGCGGACGUGGACGCGUACAUGGACGUGGACGUGGACAUGGACGUGGAUGUCGGUCAGUAUGGGAACUUCGAGUGCAAAUGACAUGGACGUGGUCGUGGACGUGGACGUGGACGUGGACAUGGACAUGGACAUGGACGUGGACAUGGACGUGGACAUGGACAUGGACGUGGACGUGGACAUGGAGGUGGACAUGGACGUAGACGUGGACCUGGACGUGGACGUGGACGUGGACGUGGACGUGGUCGUGGACGUGGACGUGGACGUGGACAUGGACAUGGACGGGGACGUGGACGUGGACGUGGACGCGGACGUGGACGCGGACCUGGACGUGGACGUGGACGUGGCCCUGGACGCGGACAUGGACGUGGACAUGGACGUAGACGCGGACGUGGACGAGGACGCGGACGUGGACGUGGACGUGGUCGUGGACGCGGACGUGGACGUGGACGACUUGGACGUGGACAUGGACGUGGACGUGGACGUGGACAUGGACGUGGAUAUGGACGUGGAUGUGGACGUGGAUAUGGACGUGGACGUGGACAUGGACGUGGACGUGGACGUGGACAUGGACGUGGAUGUGGACGUCGACGUCGACACGGACGUGGACGUGGACGUGGACAUGGAGGUGGACGUGGACGUGGACGUCGACGUGGACGUGGACAUGGAGGUGGACAUGGACGUGGACGUCGACGUGGACGUGGACGUGGACGUGGACGUGGACGUGGACGUGGACGUGGAGGUGGACGUGGACGUGGACGUGACGUGGACGUGGACGUGGACAUGGACGUGGACGUGGGCGUGGACGUGGACGUGGACGCGGACGCGGACGUGGACGCGGACGUGGACGCGUACAUGGACGUGGACGUGGACAUGGACGUGGAUGUGGACGUACGGGUUUGAAAGGUAA